AUGAGCAGCCGUUCUUUCAGCUCAUCAGUGAAUGACAGCGAUGAUGAUGGUAAAUACAAAAAUGAAACAAGUAAAAGAGGCUACAAAAAUGACAAAGAGGAACACGAAAAAGGGCUAAAAAAUAAAUCGCGUAGGAAUAGCACUGGCGACGCAGGAAAAUGUAACCACGGAAGCGACCCUUCCAGUUCUCCAAAUUUAAAAAAUCAGCAUAGUGAUAAACGUAAACAUAAACAUAUGAAAAAAUCAGAGGAAGAAAAUAAUUCCGAUCAUAGAAAAAGCUCUAAAGAAAAAAAAAAGAAACAUGUAGCCCGUAGCAGCAGCUCGUCAUACGAUAAACAUUCUAAGAAGAAAAGAAGGAAAGGCAAAGAAACACUGCAUAAGUUAAAAAAUGACAAAUAUGAAGACGCCGUGCGGAGGAACAAAGGAAGAAGAACUUCUUCCUGCCCACGUAGGAAGAAGCAUUGCAGUGAUAGUGAUGAAUCCGAGGGGGAAAAUUCCCCAAGGGGAAGACGGACAAGACAUCGCAAUAACAAACGUAGGAAAACCAUUUCCCGUUCGUCUUCCCUCGACGAAAGAAGGGGAUCGAAGUCUCAUUCUAGGAGGGGAAGCAGCAGCAGUCGGGGAAGUAGCUACAGUGACACAUCAUUCGAUGAAAGCGACGUGAGUGAUACGUCACAUGAGGAAAGUGACACGACCAGUAGCCCCUCCGAUGAAAGUAGUGUAAGCAGUGGUUCCUCAAACAAAGAGGGGCCCGAGGAGGAGGUGGAGGAGGAGACGAAGGCACCAAGGGGAGAUGCUUCAAGUGCGGUAAACAAGAAGGAACAAUACGACGCACACAUAUAUGACAGCAAGGAAAUGAUAAGAUUGACUAUCAACAUUCUCCAGAACUACAACUUUUUAAACAAUUUAAAAAUAUUAUAUCAAAAGUUAGACAAGAAAAAAAAAAUUUCACUUGAAAGUAUGAAAGAUUUAAAAUUAAAAAAAAAAUUAAGGCAUUUAUUUAGAGCAUGGAAAUUAGAAAAGGAGGGAGAGUUCUACAGAAAGCCUAUUAAUUUUAAAGAAAAUAUACUUGACAUUUUUAACAGUUUAUUAUAUUACUUUUUGUCCAAACUGGAUAUAAAUAAGCUGAGGCGCAACAUUAACAAACGAAAAGCUAGCUCGUUGAAGAGGGGCGAUUCGAAGGAACAUGAUAACCAUGCUGAAGGAGUAAACAGUCCACGUGAUGAUUACGAUAUUGAUAACAGCAAUUACUAUGAUAGUAAUUUUAUUGUGAAUUUUGAAGAGGAGGAUUACUCCCAUUUGAUGCAAAACAGUAAGGAAAAAAUGAAAAGUUUGAGAGAGUUACAUGAAGAAGGGUGUUUUACAAAUACAAAGGAACAAUAUAAAGAAUUUUUAGAAAAACAUAAAACAAUAGACUUAUGGGGUAAAAAUGAGCAAGAGCAAAAGUUUCUGUUGAACUCGAAAAAUUCAGUUAAAGAGAGGAGAAUGUUUGAUAGGGAAACUGACUUGGCCAUAAACAGGUUUGUAAAAAAGGACCAUUAUAAGAAAUUGAUUCAGCGUACAAAGCAGCACGUGGAUGAUAAGUUUCACAAGACGAGCGAUCGGGUCUAG
Messenger RNA from Plasmodium fragile, 1611 nucleotides. RefSeq lists its product as uncharacterized. Bases 1 to 1611 code for a protein of 536 amino acids. The transcript has a single exon. The record is from RefSeq and is a predicted model, not a curated record. NCBI's taxonomy places the organism in Eukaryota, Apicomplexa, Aconoidasida, Haemosporida, Plasmodiidae.